AUGGAUGAAGACAGCCCAGAGAUCGUGCCUGUCAACUCCCCGGCUCUGGACCCUCCUGAUCCUGACCAGGAGCCUGAACCUUCAGAAAGCGGGGAAGGUGACCGUGACGGCCCACCUGAGCCUGAGGCACUCAGCGACAAGCUGCCCCUCCCGGCGGCCGAGCUCAACCUGUACCGCGCGGCCGUCGCGCUGCGCCUGGUCCUCCUCGCCGCCUUCUUCCGGUACCGCGUCACCCACCCGGUGCUCGACGCGCCCUGGCUAUGGCUGGCCGCGCUCGUGUGCGAGCUGUGGCUCGUCGUCGUGUGGCUCGUCGCGCAGCUCCCGAAGCUGUCCCCGACCAGCCGCGAGACGCACCUCGACAGGCUGGCAGCGAGGUACGACGACGGCGAGCCGUCCCGGCGGCUGGGCAGCGUGGACGUGCUGCUGACGGCGGCGGGCGCAGGCGCGGGGACGUCGUCGGAGCCUCCGCUGGCGACGGCGAACACGGUCCUGUCGGUGCUCGCGGCGGACUACCCGGCGGGGAGGCUGGCCUGCUACGUGUCCGACGACGGCGCGGACUUGCUGCUGUUCGAGGUCCUGUUCGAGGCCGCCGGGUUCGCGCGGCGGUGGGUGCCGUUCUGCCGGCGUCACGCCGUGGAGCCGAGGGCGCCCGAGCUCUACUUCGCCCGCGGCGUCGACUACCUCAGGGACAGGGCCGCGCCGUCGUUCGUCAAGGAACGCCGCGCCAUGAAGAGGGCGUACGAGGAGCUGAAGGUGAGGAUGAACUACCUCGCCGCGAACGCGCGGAAGGUGCCGGAGGACGGGUGGGUCAUGCCGGACGGCACGCCGUGGCCCGGGAACAACACGAGAGACCAUCCUGCCAUGAUACAGGUUCUUCUGGGGCACCCCGGCGAUCAGGACGCCGCGGGGGACGAGCUGCCUCGGCUGUUCUACGUGUCGCGGGAGAAGAAGCCGGGGUUCCAGCAUCACACGAAAGCCGGCGCCCUCAACGCCCUGCUCCGGGUGUCCGCUCUGCUGACGAACGGCUCGUACGUGCUCAACCUGGACCAAGACCACUGCGUCAGCAACAGCGGCGUCCUCAGGGAGGCAAUGUGCUUCCUCAUGGACCCAGACGCCGGGAACAGGACGUGCUUCGUCCAGUUCCCGCUGAGGAUCGGCGUCGAGGACGACGGUGGCGAGCGGCGGCAUGCGACUCGCGACUCUGUCUUCUUCGACAUCGACAUGAAGUGCCUGGACGGCAUCCAGGGCCCGGUGUACGUCGGCUCCGGCUGCUGCUUCAACAGGAAAGCGCUGUACGGAUUCGAUCCCGCCUUCUCCGAAGACGACGACGAGGAGGAGGAGGAGGAGGCGCCGGUGCACUGGAGCAGGUGGUGGUGGUUCGGGAAGGUGAAGAAGCGAGCGUUGAGGAGGACCAUGUCCACCGUUCCUCUGCUUGACUCGGAGGACACCGACGAGCUGACCGAAGCAGGAAGAAGGCGGAGGCUGCGUUCCUACCGCGCCGCGUUGGAGCGGCACUUCGGCCAUUCACCGGCGUUCAUCGCGUCAGCGUUCGCGACCCAAGAGCGCGGCGGCGGCGGCAGCGACGCGGCCACGGCCGACGCAGACGCUUCUUCGGUCCUCAGGGAGGCGAUACACGUCGUCAGCUGCGCGUACGAGGAGCGGACGAGGUGGGGCAAAGACGUUGGCUGGAUGUACGGUUCCGACGACGACGGCGGCGGCGGCGUGGUCACGGGGUUUACGAUGCACGCGCGCGGGUGGGCGUCAGCGUACUGCGCGCCGGCGCGGACCGCGUUCCGGAGCUUCGCGCGUGCCAGCCCCUCCGAAGUCCUCGCCGGUGCGUCGCAGCGAGCGGUCGCGGCCAUGGGUGUCCUGCUGAGCCGGCACUGCCCCGUCUGGUCCGCCGCUGGCGGCCGCCUGCGGCUCAUGCAGCGGCUGGGCUACGUGAGCUGCGUCGCGUACCCGCUGGCAUCCCUCCCGCUGACCGUCUACUGCGCGCUCCCGGCGGCCUGCCUCCUCACCGGCAAGUCCAUCUUCCCAGACGACGUGGGGUACUACGACGCGGUCCUGCUCAUCCUGCUCCUGUCCUCGGUGGUGGCCACGGUCGCGCUGGAGCUUCGGUGGAGCGGCGUGACGCUGCGCGCGUGGUGGCGGGACCAGAAGCUCUGGGUCGUCACCGGCACGUCGGCGUGCCUCGCGGCCGUGUUCCAGGGCAUCCUCCGCUCGUGCGCAGGGGUCGACGUCGGUUUCUCCUCCACGUCCACGGAGACGGCGACCAGGAGGCGGUCGUCGUCCUCGGACGACGACAAUCGGAAGUCCGCCGUGCUGCGGGGGUCGAACCUGCUGAUCCCGCCGGCGAGUCUGCUGGUGGGAAACCUCGCCGGCGUGGUUGUGGCCGUGUCGUACGGGGUGGACCACGGGUACCCGUCGUGGGGCCCAGUCCUCGUGAAGCUGGCUCUCGCCUGGUGGGUGGUGGCGCACCUGCAGGGCUUCUUCAGGGGCCUCCUUGCGCGGCGGGACAGGCGGGCACCCACCAUCGCCGUGCUAUGGUCGGUGCUCUUCGUGUCCGUGCUCUCGCUGCUCUGGGUCAACGUCGACUCCUACUCAGCGCCGCCGGCGCAGUCCGCGUCGCAGCGGCCGCCGAUCUUGUGA
This is a messenger RNA of Sorghum bicolor (sorghum), 2649 nucleotides long. Its product is annotated as putative cellulose synthase A catalytic subunit 11 [UDP-forming]. The record is from RefSeq and is a predicted model, not a curated record. Gene Ontology annotation, biological process: plant-type primary cell wall biogenesis; cellulose biosynthetic process. Gene Ontology annotation, molecular function: cellulose synthase (UDP-forming) activity. Bases 1 to 2649 code for a protein of 882 amino acids. The transcript has 7 exons. Gene Ontology annotation, cellular component: plasma membrane; trans-Golgi network. Lineage: Eukaryota; Viridiplantae; Streptophyta; Magnoliopsida; Poales; Poaceae.